AUGCUAAACUUAUGGUUGAGAAUGCUGAGUUUAAGGCCAAAAUAUAUAGAUGCUGUUGCCAAGAAUGCUAGACGUGAUAUUGAAAAUGCAAGAUGUAAUGCUAAAAAUGCUAAAUUUGAGACUAGAAUUAUAAAGUUAGAACAAGAUUCUAGUCAAUCACAAAGUAAUUCUUCUUCAAAAAACAUACCAGACUCUAUAGUAGCAAAUGAAGUGAGAAAGCGAGAUGAGAAGCUUGCAAAAAUGGAAUUCAUUUCCCCUAAAAAAGCAUUAAGAUUUAAAAUAGAAUUGUUCACCUGUGCUCUGCCAAAAGAUGGUCUAUUAAGUGAUGAAAAAAAUUCUGAAUUGUUACAUUCUGAUCUCAGUUCAGGAAGUAAUAAGAAAAAUUCUGAAUUGUCAUAUACUUCUAAUACAUUAGCAUUUAAUACAUUUUUAAAAUCUGGGAUAAAUAUUUUACCUGCAUCUUGUCCACCAAUUCUUAGAACUAAUUCAACUCAUGACUACGCACUCCUAUUUUUACAAAAGACAUUGGAUUAA
Rhizophagus irregularis DAOM 181602=DAOM 197198 is the source of this 534-nucleotide messenger RNA. The record is from RefSeq and is a predicted model, not a curated record. NCBI's taxonomy places the organism in Eukaryota, Fungi, Glomeromycota, Glomeromycetes, Glomerales, Glomeraceae.